Messenger RNA from Dimorphilus gyrociliatus, 2365 nucleotides. The record is from the annotation of a GenBank genome assembly. NCBI's taxonomy places the organism in Eukaryota, Metazoa, Annelida, Polychaeta, Dinophilidae.
AUUCAGUAGCUGUUCAAAUUCAAGAACGACAAUGUCGGUGAGGCCGCCUAAAAUCGUUGUGAAUGAUGCUGAUCAGCCGGGCAGCCCAGAAUCACCUAAUUCAGUCGUUUCAUUUUCUGAUGAUGUUGUCCUUCAGAAGGCUAAAGACAGUAGCAGAACACCUUCUGUUGCUAAGAGUCAUAGCUAUCAUGAAAUAGAAAACAAACAGUUUUUAGAAAAACAGGAAAAGAUUACUCCGGCCAGACUGCAGAAAAUAUCUUUGAUAAGAUGGCUAGUGAACUUUCUAGUGGGCGCUUACGUCGCAGUAAUAGCUUUCCUGGUAUAUAUCCUUAUCAAGUACAUCUCGAAAGCGAAGUUUUUAGGCCUCUAUGCUUUAACUGAAAAAUGCGAAGGAAAAACAUGGGCUUGCCUAUUCCUCCCAGGGUUCGUUUGGGUUCUUAUCAAUUGUGCUCUUAUCACUUUGGGAUCAUAUUUGGUUACUUAUCAUGCUCCACAUGCUGCCGGAAGUGGAAUUCCUCAAAUUAAGUGUUACCUAAAUGGAAUUCGGCUACCUGGACUUCUCAGCUUAAAGACAAUGAUCGCAAAGGCUGGAGGAGUUGUCCUCUCAGUAACAGGAGGCUUAGCCUGUGGAAAAGAAGGACCUAUGAUACACUCUGGUGCAAUUUGUGCUUCCGGAAUGGCUAGAGGAGAUUUUUCAGUAGGGAAAUGUAAGGCAGAAAUAAAGGCGUUUAAGCCGCUAAGAAGUGAUCCAGAGAGAAGAGACUUUGUUGCUGCGGGUGCUGCUUCAGGGGUUUCAGCUGCAUUUGGAGCACCAAUAGGCGGAGUUUUGUUCAGUUUGGAAGAGGGCGCUAGUUUUCUUAGUCAAGUGCUAACUUGGCGAAUGCUCUUCUCCUCUAUGACUGCCUCUCUGUUACUAAACAUUUUCAUGAGUGCUUUGAAGGGACAUCCUGAAAACAUGUCAAAUCCAGGUCUCGUUAGCUUCGGCAUGAUGGGAGACAUUAGUUACAAGACGUUUGAACUUCCCAUUUUUAUGGUUAUGGCUCUUAUAGGAGGCUUAUCAGGAGCAGGAUUCAAUUUUUUAAACUAUCACAUAACCGUCUUAAGAAGAAAAUACAUUAAGGAAAAUUGGAAGAAAGUUGCCGAAGCCGUUUUGGUUGCUGCCAGUAGCGCCAUCAUUCUCUUAGUGAUGAUUUUUUCCGUCCCAAAUUGCUCUCCAGUUAAAGGAUAUAACGCAACAAGUACUGAAAAUAUGACGAGUCAUUCUAUUCAUAAAAGAGCCGCAGUUCAAGAAAAUAGUCAUGGAAAUGACAACCACAGCGAUAUGCAUACUAUUCACUAUGGUGAACAUGGAGACCACGGAUAUAUGUUUAGAGGCAAUUGUCCAUAUGGUCAACAUAAUAGGAUGGCUGAUAUAUUAUUUAAGACACCCGAGGGAGGUUUACACGCUAUGCUACACGAACCCUGGGAUUAUUGGGAUUUUAAGACCUUGGCAAUACUAUUCGUUGUUUAUCAUCUAUUAGCAACUUGGACAUAUGGCCUUAUGGUCUCAAGCGGUGUAUUUAUCCCUUCUCUUCUAAUUGGAGGUUUAUAUGGUAGAAUAAUUGGUAUGGCUGUAAUCAAACUACUACCAGCGGCAGGAACAAAUAUUGGUAAAUAUGUUCUUGUUGGAGCUGCUUGUCAAUUGGGUGGCACAGUAAGAAUGACUAUUUCUCUUACGGUUAUUGUAAUUGAGUGCACAGGAGACAUUACUUUUGGAUUACCUAUUAUGUUGAGUCUUAUAAUUGCAAAGUGGAUGGGUGAUUUCUUUAACCCAGGAAUCUACGAUUUACAUAUCGAAAUAUUAGGAAUUCCCCUUCUACCUUGGGAGCCUCCAGAAAUGUGCUAUGAUGUAAAAGCUAGGGAUGUUAUGUCAACACCUGUCUUUACUAUGAGAAAGACAGAAUUGGCUAAUCGUGUUCACCAAGUGCUUAACGAAGGAGAAUACUUAAACGGUUUUCCAGUUGUUAGAGAAUAUGAAACUGCUGAUAACGAAAAGGCCUAUUCUACUUAUGGAAAACUUUGCGGUUUUAUAACCCAAGAGCAAUUGAAGGCAGCCUUAGAGCAACACGAUCAACAUUACUCUGAUUUGGAGGCUACUAUCGAUUUGGAACCAUUUAUGGACACUGGUCCCUUUACAAUCUUGGAAGAUGUUUCACUGCCAAAAAUAUUUAAACUAUUUAGAGGAUUAGGAAUGCGUCACUUGACAGUUGUAGACGAAGAUAAUAGAGUAAUUGGAAUAAUUACUCGGCAAGAUCUGGCAAGAUAUCGAAGUGAAGUUCAUAAAGGAAAAUUCAAGUUUGAAGAACUUCAUGUUAUAAAAGAAUAA